AUGAGCUGGUAUGGAGUUCCUUUCUGCGGCUACAGCUGCGAGUUUUCGCCGUUCCGCGGGAAUCUGCUAGCAAUCGGCACCGGACAGUAUUUUGGGAUUGUGGGCAAUGGCAAGCUCCACGUGUUGGACAUUGCCGCUCCAGGUGGACAACCAGUCUGUGAGUGGAUGACCAAUCAGGCCGUCUACGACGUGGCCUGGAGCGAGGCAAACGAGCACGUCCUGCUUACCGGACAGGCCGAUGGGACUUUGAAGCUCUUUGAUUGGACCAACCCUCAGGGUCCCAUCAUGUCCCUGGAGGAGCACUCAGCCGAGGUCUACGGUGUCGACUGGAACCUCAACGAGAAGCAUCUCAUUUCUUCGGCGGCCUGGGAUCAUUCUGUCAAAGUCUGGGACGCCAUGCGUGGAGUCUGCCUCAGCACCUUCCGCGCCCAUCAGAACUUGGCCUACGCUGCAAUCUGGUCGCCAGCCAGGCCGGCGUGCCUUGCCAGUGUCGGCGGGGAUGCCAUGCUGCACAUCCAGGAUCUCAACGCGGGAGAGAUGCCCGUUCAGAGCAUUCAGGCUCACCAGCAUGAGAUCCUGACAGUCGACUGGAACAAGUACAAUGAGUUCAUGGUUGUCACAGGUAGUGUUGACAAGACCAUCCGCACUUUUGACCUGCGCAACUUUGGCCAGCCCCUGCAGAUUCUGCACGGGCAUCAGCUUGCGGUCAAGCGAGUCAAGUGCCACCCAUACGUCGAGACACAGAUAGUCUCCUGCUCUUAUGACACAGCAGUGAAUGUCUUCGACAUGACCAUGGGUCAAAUGAUUCAGCACUUCGACCAACACACAGAGUUCACUUUGGGUGUUGACUUGAGCUUGUUUGAGGCAGGUGAGCCUGAAAGUUCUUUAGAACUGGCAUGA
This is a messenger RNA of Symbiodinium natans, 900 nucleotides long. Lineage: Eukaryota; Dinophyceae; Suessiales; Symbiodiniaceae. The record is from the annotation of a GenBank genome assembly.